This is a messenger RNA of Perca fluviatilis (European perch), 2052 nucleotides long. RefSeq names its product heterogeneous nuclear ribonucleoprotein A/B-like. The transcript has 9 exons. Gene Ontology annotation, molecular function: RNA binding. Lineage: Eukaryota; Metazoa; Chordata; Actinopteri; Perciformes; Percidae. Gene Ontology annotation, cellular component: nucleoplasm. Gene Ontology annotation, biological process: regulation of gene expression. Bases 154 to 1191 code for a protein of 345 amino acids. The record is from RefSeq and is a predicted model, not a curated record.
CUUUGUCAUUGCGACGUCCUCUCAGCUCCUCCUCACAUCCGGUCGUAUAUAUGUUGCCACGAGUUAGCGGCGAAUUUGGAGUGUCCAUUUUGAGCAGCGAGUCGGCGUCUCCGGUAUUUUCCUCUUAAAUCUCUUGAAGAGCCCACCGUCAGAAUGGCAGACGCUGAUAAUCUCCUCAUGGAGACAUCGGACCAGAACGGCAACGAGGGAGAGGACGACCAGAACGGAGCCGAGCAGGAGCUGAUGGGUGGAGAGGAGGAUUGUCUGGAGAGCCAGGAAGGUCUGGAGAGCCAGGAAGGUCUGGAGGGCCAGGAAGGUCUGGAGGGCCAGGAAGGUCUGGAAGGCCUGGAAGGUGGCGCAGAUGGAGGCAAGAUUGACGCCAGCAAAGGAGAGGAGGAUGCUGGUAAAAUGUUCGUGGGCGGCCUCAGCUGGGACACGAGUAAAAAGGACCUAAAGGAUUACUUCAGUAAGUUCGGCGAGGUUUCAGACUGCACCAUCAAGAUGGAUUCAAACACUGGCCGAUCCAGAGGCUUUGGCUUCGUUCUCUUCAAAGACUCCUCCAGCGUGGAAAAGGUGCUCGAGCAAAAGGAACACAGACUGGACGGACGUCCAAUCGACCCCAAGAAGGCAAUGGCCAUGAAGAAGGAGCCCGUAAAAAAGAUCUUUGUCGGGGGUUUGAACCCUGAGGCCACGGAGGACACCAUCAGGGAAUAUUUUGGAGCCUUCGGAGAGAUCGAAACCAUUGAGCUUCCCAUCGACCCCAAAUCAAAGAAAAGGAGGGGUUUCAUCUUCAUCACAUACAAAGAAGAAGCCAGUGUCAAGAAGUGUCUGGAGAAGAAAUACCACAACAUCCAGGGCGGCAGGUGUGAGCUGAAGAUCGCCCAGCCAAAGGAGGUGUACCAGCAGCAGCAGUAUGGAGCGGGACGUGGUGGUGGUGGCGGCGGCGGUGGUUAUGGAGGCCGGGGCGGCAGGGGCCGUGGAGGUCAGGGCCAGGGCUGGAACCAAGGCUAUGGAAACUACUACCAGGGAUACGGUAACCAAGGCUAUGGUGGAUACGGCGGAUAUGGCAACUAUGACUACACUUCCGGUUACUAUGGAUAUGGUCCCGGAUAUGAUUACAACCAGGGCAAUGGCAGCUACGGAAAAACACCAAGACGGGGGGCACACCAGACCAGCUACAAGCCAUACUGAUGAUCAAGUGGUAGCGCAAGGACUCCAGUGAUCCAGUGAGACCGACGGCUGGAUGGACACACUGGGCAUGACACGACCUCUUUUAUGACAGACGACCAUUUGUACAGAAAACAUCUGAAAUGUAACUUUUUCUUUUUUUUUUUUCUUUUUUUUUAAUCCUAUCAUUUUUAGGUUUUACUUUACCCUUUGGUGGUUUUUGUUUUUUUUCUCUUCCCCUUCCACAUUUCCAUCAAUGGAAGUGUAAUUUUUACUGUACUUUUUGGUACCUGUUUUGAUUCUAAUGUAUUGUAAGGCUUGUAUUUUACAUGUUUGCUGGCUUUACAGGUUGAAAAUCUUGGCGCUGUAAAGGAGCUUUUUUGACAAAUAAACAGUUUUCAGUAAUUUUUUUAUUUUUUUUGGGUUCUGGUGCUUCCAGGUUUUGGGGUGGAAGAUUAUGAAGUUCAAUGAGUUUAGGAUUCAAAUUCAGUUGUCAACAUUGAUUUCUCGGUCUUUUGUAGCCACACAAUUCAAUAAUCUGUAUUGAAGCAAUGUUGAGUAUAACUCAAGAAUUAUGUUUCACAUUCCCUCAGAUCACACUUUGGUGUAUUUUUUUUGCCCUUGGCAGUGUAUCAAGAUUAUUUUUAACCUUAGCUACAAUUACUUAAAACUGAAACGACUGGCUGCAAGCUUCAUCCUUCCAGGACGUUCUGAAUUCACCAAGAAUCAACAUCUGAAAGCCUAGAUGUGUGGGAUGUAAAAGGUGGGGGCGGGGGGGAUGAAUUGACACACAUUUUACAUAAGCAACAUGUUUAAGUUUCUAUGCUGGUUUAGUUUGCGUUUGUCAAGUGUUAUUUUUUUUUUUUUUUUUUUUUUUUUUUUUUU